This is a messenger RNA of Plasmodium cynomolgi strain B, 990 nucleotides long. RefSeq names its product glyoxalase I. The record is from RefSeq and is a predicted model, not a curated record. Lineage: Eukaryota; Apicomplexa; Aconoidasida; Haemosporida; Plasmodiidae. The coding region runs from base 1 to 990 and encodes 329 amino acids. Gene Ontology annotation, cellular component: cytoplasm. Gene Ontology annotation, molecular function: lactoylglutathione lyase activity. The transcript is spliced from 6 exons.
AUGGCAAAAGUCGCCUUGAUGAAGCGCGCCCUCCUUUGGUCAGCCCUGCUCUGUUUUAACGGUUACUACUUUUUGAAAUUGCCAAGGAGUUCGUCUUAUUCCUUCCUGACCAGCAGCAAUAUCGUCGGGAAGAAGGUUAAAAAUCCAGAGGAACCAAACCGAAGCAAGAGGCUGAAAUGCAGAGUGGAAGGCAUAGAGUACACAGUCCGCAAUGUAGACCAAUCGAUCGAGUUUUACAAAAAUGUGCUGGGUUUUCAAGUGAGAGAGAAGGGUGACGAUUUCGUGAAAAUGGCCUUAGGCCCGGAAGAGGCUUAUAUAAAGCUAGUGCAAAAGGGGGAGCAGCAGGACAUAACUAUAGGAGAGCACUGCUUCCUGGGCCUGGGCGUAAACAUGGAAGAGUUCCAAAUAAGCAAAACGAAAAUAUACGGAGGGAACGUGGAGGACGGGAUAGACAAAAGGCCUAUCACGGCGUGCAUACUCCCGGACGAGGACGUAGGAGGAGAAAGCUUCUGCACGGGGGCUAUCCAUGCGCAAAUUAGGCGGUUCUCAACAAACUGCUUCGUGACGGACCCGGACGGCUACGGAAUCGAGGUGGUGCUGCAGGGGAAAGGCAGUAAACUGGACAGGAUACGCUUCUUUACCACGUCGACGAAGGAUUCGCAAAAGUUUUACUCGGACAUUUUAGGAAUGGAGCUGAUAAGGAUACAAAGCCACUUGGAAGAAAUUUCAUACCCCUGGAGUGUAUACGGAGGGAUGAGCUAUUUCUUCUCUUCUGGAAGGAACGCGACGGUGCUGCAGAUGGCGUAUGCCUACGAUGAGGAUAAGCUACACAUGGGUAAUUCCCUGGGAAAUUUAAUUUUGAGUUUCAACGACUUGGCCCCCGUGGAGAAGAGGCUGCGGGAAAAUGGUAUACAGCUGGAGGAGUCGCACAACGGCUGGGUGGUCAAGGAUCUGGACGGGUACAGCGUUCGUUUGAAGAGCGACAAGUGA